Molecule: messenger RNA, 792 nt
Organism: Aureobasidium subglaciale EXF-2481
Lineage: Eukaryota; Fungi; Ascomycota; Dothideomycetes; Dothideales; Saccotheciaceae
Exons: 1
Coding region: 134-547 (137 amino acids)
Source: RefSeq, a predicted model, not a curated record
GCCUGGAUCUACAUGCUGUCAAGAAAAGGUUGCACAGUCGCGUCCUGCGGCAAAAUCGUCGUCCUCACGUCAAUGUUGGCAUCUUCACAAAAUCCAGUCAUAUCUCACUCUCCUGUAAACAUACGCACGCACUAUGGCUCGACCGAAUGUGGUUUUCGGUCCGGUGGUCUUCCUUGGCUUAUCCGUAUCCGUCGCAAGUAUGAGCCGUCGGACUCACACACGACCAAACUAUCGAGAAGCAUAUUCAACUCGUCGGCAGGCCCAUUGCGAUCGAGGAGCGAAGGCCCGAGAUCAACGAAUAUACUGCUUCAGAAGAUCUCGGAUGAUGACAGGGAACCCUUCAAAGCAACCCGCGGCGACAAAAAGCGUCGGCUUUGUAGUCAAGAUUCCCGCAGACUAUUUUCGCAAAAUUGAGAGGUUUGUAGAGGAUGGGUGGGAAGAUGACGAUCGCGAUCUCUAUGAGCACAUGACAGUACCUGCCCACCACUGGCGUGACCUUCAGGGCAGAGAUCCUGAGAUCCUGGUUACUGAUGACGGAGGGCAGUGAGUCUCGCUUUCGGGAUCUCUACGACACGGUGGUGACAAAUGGGAAUAGUAAGGCCCAUCUCGAAUGGUGGGUCCGACUUGAGGACGACUGCAAUUCUAAUGAACACGUUGAUCGCAUCACAAAGCGCAACCGACUAUCUUUUGAAGCUGUGCCGUAAUAGCCACUCCGCGUAUUUCGACGACGAAGAGCAAGAAAGAAUCAUGUACUCUCUGAUCCGCGACGACUUCUGCGUUCGUUCUAUCGAG